Cuscuta campestris is the source of this 1609-nucleotide messenger RNA. NCBI's taxonomy places the organism in Eukaryota, Viridiplantae, Streptophyta, Magnoliopsida, Solanales, Convolvulaceae. The record is from the annotation of a GenBank genome assembly.
GGUAGAGAGGUACCGAACGUCGCGACGGGUCAAACCUUUUUAAAAAACCCUAGCUUCUGUCAUUUCUUCCACUCGGUCUCUGCAAAUUUCUCCCGGCGUUCUCUCUCUCCCGUACGUCGUUUGUCUCUCUAAUCUCAAUCAAGGUAAUUCCUCAUCCAAAUUCUUCAAUUUCUUCAAACAUUAGGUUCAAUUUCUUCAAGUACUCUCCUCAAUUCGUGUAUCGGGUAUCAAUUUUCCCUUUUUCGUCCAAAAUUACCUAUUUUCUCAAAAAAAAAAACUCCAAAUAUGAGCGAAAUUGUUUCCGACGUUCAAUCCGAUGUUCAAGCUGGGUUCAAGGCUUACGUCGACCCACAUAUCAUUGAAGGGAGAACCCUUAAACAAGAUGACAUCCCAGUUGCCGUUCUUGAACUCAUUCAAGAACAUGGUUGGAGUUUCUUUCUUCAACUCCAAGCCCCCGUUUACCCGGAACUUGUUCAUCAAUUUUAUUCUUCGAUGAAAUAUCAUCCCCAAGACCCUUCCAUUACCGCCGUUGUAGGCGGAAAAACCUUCGGAUUCAACACCCAAAACCUUUCUGAAUGGUUUCACCUAGAGCGUCAAGGAGUCUCCACCUAUUGCAAAAAGGGGUGGAUUACCAACUCACGAGACUUUAACUCUGAUUCUUGCCUCCAAGUUCUAAACAACAUUGCCCUUGACCAUGUCUUUGAGGACCCGAACUACUUCCUUCAUCGGCCCAAUGUCCAAGACUUGCCCGCAAAUAGGUUCAUCCUCCUCAAAAUCCUCAAAGAAAAUGUCAUCCUCGUUCUUAACAAAGAUAAACAAGUCGGGGUUUAUGAAUGCACUCUCCUAUAUUUCCUCCUCACUCACAAGAAAAUCAAUCUUCCUUCCAUCAUCCUUAAACACAUGCACGAAUGCUCCAAUCACCAAAACAAACUCUAUGGCAUGCUUCUUACCCAUAUCUUCGCCAAGAGAGAAAUUCUUGAGGUGCGCCCUUCUCGCGUCCUUUAUCUUGACGCGGAGUGUCUUGGGUAUUGUGGCCUCGUAAAGAUGGGAGAGAAAUACUACAUGAAGAAGGAGUUCCAAAAUCUUGAUGAGGCGACACGAGCGGAGUAUGGCCCUCGACAAUCUAUGUCAUCCUUGCCUUCCACUUCACGAGCACCCCGAGCCGAAGCCGAAGAAAAUGCCAACACGGAGGUCCCCGUUCGUGCUCCCCGGGUCAAACGCUCAAAGUCGACGUCUCAUGCUUCCUCGGCCUCUCUCAUGCAUCGUCACUCCCACAUGGCCUCCACUUCCAAAAGUCCUUUCAAGAAGUUCAAGAAAUUCAUUCUCAAGACCGUGGUGGCUCCAAUGAAAAAACUUCAAGAAAGCCUCGAUGACCUCUCGGAUUGCGUGAAGAAAAUGGAGGACCAUGAGAAUCGCCAAAAGCAAAAUGAGGAUCGUGCUUCUAGACGUCAUCGCUAAGUGUUGGGCAUUUGAAAAAAUGAUCAAACAUUCUCUUCUUUAUGUUUUCAAAACAAUUAUGUAUUUUGUUUUAUGUUCCAAAACUCCUUAUCAUGUCUUAUGUUUAAAACUCGUAUUUAUGCACUUUUAUGAUUAAAAACCCCUUUGACAU